Molecule: messenger RNA, 785 nt
Organism: Hyposmocoma kahamanoa
Lineage: Eukaryota; Metazoa; Arthropoda; Insecta; Lepidoptera; Cosmopterigidae
Gene: Ercc1
Product: DNA excision repair protein ERCC-1
Exons: 5
Biological process (GO): meiotic mismatch repair; UV-damage excision repair; mitotic recombination
Cellular component (GO): nucleus; ERCC4-ERCC1 complex; nucleotide-excision repair factor 1 complex
Molecular function (GO): damaged DNA binding; single-stranded DNA binding
Source: RefSeq, a predicted model, not a curated record
UUUUAUUACAGGUUUUAGCAAAUAAUUAGAAAAGCGUUUGCAUAAUGGAGUUAGACGAUGGCCUAGAUGAUUUGCUGGCUCAAAUCGAUGAACCGUCGAUCUCCAAAACGAAUCAAAACCCAAUUUCAGAAGAGCCCGGUACAUCACAGGAGGUAGGCGGGUCAAAACCCUCGUCGUCAAAAACUCAUUGUGUCCUUGUUAAUCAGAAGCAGAGAGGCAACCCUUUACUAAAAUUCAUAACUAGUGUCGCUUGGGAGUAUGAGGACAUAAUACCAGACUAUGAAAUUGGGAAAACAAUAGGCAUUCUCUUUCUUUCAUUGCGGUAUUACAAUAUGAACCCUGAUUACAUUAAUAAUAGAAUAAAGGAAUUGGGAAGGAAGUACGAAUUAAGAGUGUUGUUAGUACAGGUAGACCUAAGAGACCCCCAUACACCACUAAAGAAUCUGACCAGGAUUUGUCUCCUCACUGAUCUUACACUCAUGCUGGCCUGGAGUCCCGAGGAAGCUGCCAAAGUAAUAGAGAACUACAAAAUAUAUGAGAAUAAACCACCAGAUAGAAUUAUGGAGAAAAUUGAAAAUGAUCCACAUCAGAAGAUUAUAAACGCCCUAACAUCAGUGCGAUCAGUGAACAAAACCGAUGCUAUGACGCUUAUAUCUAUAUUCGGAUCAUUAGAAAACAUUAUAAAGGCUUCAGAACACCGAUUGGCAGAAUGCCCAGGUUUCGGAGUCACAAAAGCUAAGAAACUUUACACAGCGCUACACCAACCGUUUUUGAAACGAGGAACU